Molecule: messenger RNA, 1333 nt
Organism: Marchantia polymorpha subsp. ruderalis
Lineage: Eukaryota; Viridiplantae; Streptophyta; Marchantiopsida; Marchantiales; Marchantiaceae
Source: the annotation of a GenBank genome assembly
GUCAAUUAUAAGUGACCUCGAAAACCGCUCUGGUGGUUGACAGAGCCGGUACAUACGUUACUACUCAUAGCUGUAAUUACGGAAGUCUAGCCAUAAAAUUUCAGAUUCGUAAGUGAAAUAACAAGCGUUUGGUAACGUGACUCGUCGCCUCGCUCACCCGAUUGAGACCAGAAUUCUUGAGCUACGUAGCGGAUAGUUGUUUAUACUCAAGGGUGCAGUGGAUUGAAAUCUGAUUGUAGCAGAUAUCGUCUGCACAGCAAGUGUUUUUUCAAUUUCAUGUAGUGAUUGCGCUUGAAUUGUGCUCGGCGUCUACCCAAACCAUAUCGUUGACAAGGUGGUAACUGUAUCUAUAGUGCAAUCCAGAUGACAAGCUCUUGCAGCAGCUGGGUUCCAUUAGUAAGCUUCAGUAAGAAAAACGUCGAUGAUGACGAGAAUUCAGAGAUCACCAAACUAGUGUACGUGAAAAGAACAGAUGCUCGGAUCCAGACCGCCGAGGAUUGUGCAAGCCAUAAAGGUGAAACGAAGACCGGAGAUUCUUCUGUUGGUGACAAAAUCAUUGUGUGGCCACCGAUCGUGAUACUGGAGAACACUAGACUGGGAUGGGAUAAUGAUAAAAGGAAAUGGAAUGGAUUGGGUCACGAAGACAUUAGAAGGUUCGUGAGAAAAUUGAGCGACCAGAAAAGUACAUUCGUGAAAGUGAAAUGCUUGUUUGACGUUAAAGGUCAAAAGGGUUGCGCGCUUGUUAUCUUCGCCAAAUCCAACGAGGGCUAUCUGGAGGCUAAAGCUCUGGAUCGACUUUUGUCAAAGAUGUCGAAGGGCAGAAUGGAUUGGGCUAGAGUGAAACCCCUUCUUAAGAGCCAUAAGAAUCAUAUGAACACAGUUGCAGAAUGGAGCACUGACGACUUAGUCUCUCCGCGAGGGGAGAGAAUCCUGUAUGGCUAUCUCGCCACACCCGAAGACAUGGAAAGACUAGAUCGCCACAGGCGAAGUAUUAAAUGGUUUGCAGAAAGUUUUCACGAGAAACUUGCUUUUGCUCCGUCAUUUCAGCGCCAGCAUAAAUUUAUGAAGCUUCCCUAAUCUGCUCCCGGACAGACCUGUCCAGCAAUUCUGGGUAUUCAUCUCCGUAGACCAAAUCAGAACAUACACAAUUUUUCGGUAGGAGAAAUAGAAACGCACUCCUAAAUCAUCCAUAACUCAAACAUAGAAAAUGUUCAUAUCGAAAAUAUUUUAGCCUCAGAUCAUCGCUGAUGGUGGGCGCUAGAUUCCACCUUGAAACAUCAUACUUCGGACAUACCCGAAGGCGGAGGAAAUUCCGAAUUCUGAAUAAACUGAG